Messenger RNA from Diaporthe batatas, 1918 nucleotides. Its product is annotated as aminopeptidase Y. The transcript is spliced from 2 exons. Bases 74 to 1639 code for a protein of 521 amino acids. Gene Ontology annotation, biological process: proteolysis. The record is from RefSeq and is a predicted model, not a curated record. Lineage: Eukaryota; Fungi; Ascomycota; Sordariomycetes; Diaporthales; Diaporthaceae. Gene Ontology annotation, molecular function: metalloexopeptidase activity.
GCUCGAGGCUUUAUUCCUCUUGACAUACACAAACCAACAACCUCUCAAGAGACUCGAGCUAUCUUGCACAACGAUGGCUGCGUCACGCCUCUUUGGUCUGGCCUCGCUUGCCACCUCCACCCUGCAUGCCGUUUCUGCAUCCUCGGCCCAGCUGCAGCAGCCCUUGCUUGGCCAUGAUCAGCAAGCACCUCAGGCACCUCUGACUCAGGCCGAGAAGCCACUGGUUGAUAGCCAGGCCUUGCAGGACAGCAUCUCCAUCGACAGGCUGACCAAAGGCGCCCAGGACUUGUACGACAUAGCAAACCUCAGCUCACACGAGUACAACCGCCCAACACGAGUGAUCGGCAGUCAAGGGCACCUCGGGACACUCGAAUACAUCCGCAACUCCAUUGCGGAACUUGGGGACUACUAUGAGAUCUUGGAACAGCCCUUCCCUGCUUAUGUUGGCUGGGUUGACGAGUUCCGUCUUGUCAUCGGCAAUGACUUUUAUGAAGCCGCUCAACCCAUGAGCCUGACCCCUCCCACCGAGGACAGGGAACCCGUUCGUGGUGAUCUCGUUGCCGUCAGUGGCAGGGGAUGCUCGGCCAAAGACUACCCUUCCGAAGUCAAGGGAAACAUCGCUUUCAUUAGCCGCGGCACCUGUUCGUUCGGCGCCAAAUCUGCCGAGGCUGGCAGGGCGGGUGCCAUUGCCGCGGUGAUUUACAACAACGAAAAGGGCGAGCUUUCCGGGACACUCGGCGACCCCGACGACAACCACGUUGCUACUUUCGGCAUUCCUCUGGUUGAUGCCGAGCCCCUCUUGAAGAAACUGGACAACGGCGAGACGGUCGACACCCUCGCGUACAUCAGGUCCUGGGUCAAUACCUCCAUCACGAGGAACAUCGUUAUCCAGACCGCCGAGGGUGACCCGGACAACUGCGUAGCUCUUGGCGCCCAUUCUGACAGCGUCGAGGCCGGCCCGGGCAUCAACGAUGACGGAUCUGGGACGCUGUCCCUUCUGGAAGUGGCCAGGCAGCUCUCCAAGUUCAAAGUGAACAACUGCGUGCGUUUCGCCUGGUGGUCGGCCGAGGAGGAGGGCCUAGUAGGAUCCAGCUACUACGCCACCAAGCUGCCCCGCGACGAAAACCUCAAGGUCCGUCUGUUUAUGGACUACGACAUGCUUGCGAGCCCCAACUUUGCGUACCAGGUCUACAAUGCGACCAACGACGCCCAUCCUGUCGGUUCGGAAGAGCUCCGUGACCUCUACGUCGACUGGUACGAGGCCCACGACCUCAACUACACCUUCAUCCCGUUCGAUGGCCGCAGCGAUUAUGACGGGUUCAUCCGCGCCGGCAUCCCCGCCGGCGGAAUUGCCACUGGUGCCGAGGUCAUCAAGACGAAGAAGGAGCGCGAGUCGUUUGGCGGCAAGGCUGGUGAGGCCUUCGACCAGUGCUACCACCAGCUCUGCGACGACACGGGCAACGUCAACCUGACCGCCUGGGAGCUCAACACGAAGCUUGUGGCCCAUAGUGUGGCUACCUACGCGGCCUCGUUCGAGGGCUUCCCCAAGCGAGACCCUGAUGCUCUCUCGGUGAGCAGUGUCAAGGCGAGCAACUAUGCUCAGACUGUGAAGUACCGCGGUGACUUCCUCUACAUCUAGACGGAAGGAGUCGCGUGUUUCUUUUUCUUUGUGAACUGCAUAUUUGUGUUGAACAUCUCACCUUUUACGCUGUUGGUUCUUUAUCUGCAUGUAGCAUCGGCAUUUAGAUUGGAUGGCAUACACGUUUGAUUAUCAUAUCAUAGGUCGGCGCGGCGCGCAACACCUCGCCACGGGGAGCGAAUGUAGUUUAGUGUUGCACAUGUGUUCUACCUCCUACAAUAGACAGUCUAUCCGAAGGCUUUACGCUAUACCGAAUAUAAAUAGCAUGAGAAGUCUAAA